CUGUCUUGACCAUAUCUCAUCCCAAGUCGGAGUACACGGUUUACCAAUCAUCGGCUCACGAAUUUGUAGCAUGUCAGAUAUCGACCCUACCGCAAACGGGUUCGUCAGGUCUCAUUCGCACAAUGCUCGCAAGACGAACUCGAGGGAAAUACCUAACUGCGCUGAACUACCAUCGAACUCAUUGACGCUCACUCAAACCACCCAACUUGAUGGACUCAUGACUAUCCUGCGUGAUAAAAUGACCCCUCGAUCGGAGUUCAUUUUUACUGCCGAUCGCAUCAUCCGAUUACUCGUAGAGGAAGGUUUAAAUCAUCUGCCUGUAGAGUCUCACAGUGUCGAAACGCCCACUGGUGCUGAAUACAAGGGCGUGAAGUUCUUGGGCAAAAUCUGUGGGGUUUCAAUCAUGAGAGCCGGUGAAAGUAUGGAGGCUGGUUUGAGGGAAUGUUGUAGAUCAGUCCGGAUAGGUAAAAUUUUGAUUCAAAGGGAUGAAGAAACAGCGUUGCCAACGCUCUUUUACGAAAAAUUACCGGACGAUAUUCAAGACAGAUACGUCUUGCUACUCGAUCCCAUGCUUGCUACAGGUGGGUCCGCGAUCAAGGCGAUUGACGUCUUGAUCGAACAUGGCGUUCCCGAGGAGCGGAUCCUGUUUUUGAACCUGGUUGCUGCCCCAGAAGGAUUAGCAAACAUCUUCUCAAAGCAUCCUUCAGUAAAAGUGGUCAGUGCCUGGGUGGACGAAGGGUUAGAUGAUAAAAAGUAUAUCAUCCCAGGGCUUGGAGAUUUUGGAGAUAGAUAUUUUACAAGCUCGUAAUCCAAACUGAUGUCUUCGACGUCCGAAUAGAAGAACCCAGCGACCAAGAGUAUGAUUUGCUUUUCGAUCUUCCAAAAUGUUUAUG
Molecule: messenger RNA, 893 nt
Organism: Puccinia graminis f. sp. tritici CRL 75-36-700-3
Lineage: Eukaryota; Fungi; Basidiomycota; Pucciniomycetes; Pucciniales; Pucciniaceae
Product: uracil phosphoribosyltransferase
Exons: 8
Coding region: 71-808 (245 amino acids)
Source: RefSeq, a predicted model, not a curated record